This is a messenger RNA of Acyrthosiphon pisum (pea aphid), 1855 nucleotides long. RefSeq names its product protein yellow-like. The transcript has 5 exons. Bases 471 to 1673 code for a protein of 400 amino acids. Gene Ontology annotation, cellular component: extracellular region. NCBI's taxonomy places the organism in Eukaryota, Metazoa, Arthropoda, Insecta, Hemiptera, Aphididae. The record is from RefSeq and is a predicted model, not a curated record.
GUUUGUUUAUAUAAAAUAUAAAUUUAUGUGCAUAUUAUUUUCUAUUUUUUGGAAUACAACAAUUCCCAAGUUCUAAUAAUGUGGUCAAGAAUUGAAUAAAAAACUAUUUUCGUACGAGUUGAAAACGAUAAACGAUUUGACACAUUCACGUGCUCAGACAAAGGCCGCCGACCCCAAGGUCACCUGAAAAAUCGUCGAUUCGGUUACGAAAAACGUAUGGUUCUUCUUUUUUUUAUAACGUUCAGUUCUACCACGGUGAAGGCCGACAAAAUAAACAAAAAAUGACCGAUGUGUGCAUCGAUAAUAACAGCACGCGGACACGUAUUUAGACAAUUCAUUCGAAUUAUAAAUACGAACAUGAAUUGUACGCAAAAGCACAAGCUUACGACUCGAAAACCGGUAGAACAUCGUUGGACUCUCGUCAGAAAAACACCCUCGCUGCACACGAAUAAUUCGGUAAAAUUGUCGUCAUGAUGUCAUUGUCUGCGGGCCCGUCGUCACUCAUGGUUACCGCUUUGCUGGUACUGCAUCACGUGACGGCGUUCACGUGUAGCGCUCAACGACACUACUCCGGCCGAUUGCGCCGAAAUGCAACCGGUGGCAGUGGCGGGGAAGGACUGACGUGGACUGGCGCCCAGUACCGGUUCGAAUGCGACACGGUAGACGCGUUGCUCAGAGACAACGGCCGUUAUGUGCCGAGAAACAACAUCGCGCUCAGGGCUCAAAUAUGCGGAAACGACUUGUACUUGGCGUACCCCAGGUUGCGAUCCGGCGUGCCAGCCACUGUGGCCACGACUUGCCUGUUUACCGCCGACGCGUGUAGUGAGGCAGUAAUGACGCCUUACCCUUGCCUGUCGGUACAGGAACAGGGUAAGUCGGGAGAGGUGCAGAAUGCCGUCGAUCUGUACUUGGAUGAGCAAGAAGUGCUGUGGGUCCUGGACACGGGAGUUGUGCAGACGUUGGACAAGGACGCUGAACCGCUGAGGACGGGACCGCCAACCGUAUGGGCGUUCGACUUGAACACGCGCAAGCUGUUGACAAAGAUCGACUUGACGUGCCUGACGACGCCGAUGAGCCGACUCCAGUGUCUGGCCGUGGACUGCGACGAAACGGACGGCAAGUGUUACGUGUACGUGACGGACGCGGCCAACCGCGCGGUGAUCGCGUACGACGUGGCCGAGUCGAAGGGUGCGCGAGUGGUGUUGCCCAAGGCGAUCGCGGCGGGGUGCACCAAGCGCGACGUGCUGUACGCGGCGCUCGUCCGGGCAGAGUGCGGCGGCGGGGCGGCGGCGCUGAUCGUCACGUACCUGUCGGGCGCCAGGGCGUUCACGGUCCGGACCGAGUACCUGCGCCGAGGUUCUGCAGGAAAAGUGACGGACUUGGGCGUCAAACCGGACAGAAUGGUGAUUUUGGGCACGGACGGCGGCUCGAAGGUAUUCUUCCGGUACGACGGUUCACCCGACGUGCAGAAAUGGGACGCGGCCCUACCGUUUGUCGCGGAAAAUUUCUCGCCGGUCUAUCGGUCGGGGUCCUGCUUCCUGGCCACCCAGGUGAUGGUCGACCGAGACCGGAAUCGGCUCAUGGUGCUCGAGACGAACUUCCCGGACUUUACACAGAACAUCGUCGGCUGCGGAAUCGUGCACAACGUUCGCGUGCUCGAAGGGUGCUUUUAAUAUCCACACUCGUGGCCCUUUCAACCACGCGGCGGAGUCUGCGGAGAGUCAUCGCUGACGACUUGUGCUGCUUAUAGCCACCAGUUUCAAUAAAUUGUGUAUUACCGCCAGCGAACUCAAAUACCGAAUAUUAAUUAUAAUAUCGUUGAUAACUCCUUAUAAUAUACUAUUACUACACGGAA